Molecule: messenger RNA, 1953 nt
Organism: Ichthyophthirius multifiliis
Lineage: Eukaryota; Ciliophora; Oligohymenophorea; Hymenostomatida
Exons: 3
Cellular component (GO): membrane
Molecular function (GO): P-type transmembrane transporter activity; ATP hydrolysis activity; ATP binding
Source: RefSeq, a predicted model, not a curated record
AUGAUUCCUCCUGCUGUGCCUAUUUUGUUUGCACUUUGCUAGUCUGUGGCUUUAAUUAGGCUUGGAUAUUCUAAUAUUAUCGCUGUUGAUCCAUCUAAAAUUGUUGUCGCAAGUGAUGUUUAAGUUUUUUGUUUUGAUAAAACGGGAACUUUGACUAAAAAUAAUAUGGAUGUAAUUGGCUUUUGCGAUUCUAACAUCGGAGAUUUAAUCACUGAGGUUCCUAAGUAAAUUAAAGAGGAAAAAUAAUAAGUUAUUUUAUAUGCUUUUGGGACUUGUCAUGGAGUUCAUUAGCAUGGAGGGGAAUAUAUAGGGGAUGAAUUAGAUAUUAAAAUGGUUGAGUUUUCAGGAUUUAAUAUCAGGAAAGGGAAAGAGUAAGUAGAAGCUUUUAACGACAAUUAAGUUUUGAAGGUGGUAAAAUUUUGGGAAUUUGAGAGCUAGCUUUAGAGAAUGGGAUGCAUAGUUUAAGAUCAAAAUGGCAAAAAUUUUGCGUUUGUAAAAGGUUCACCAGAAAUGAUUUAAUAAAUUUGCUUAAAAAAUUCUUUAGAUAGUUAAAAAUUUCAAGAAAAAUUAAGUUUUUUCGCUAAUAUGGGAUAUAGAGUAAUUGGUUUUGGAUAUAAGGAAUUAUAAUAAAAUAUAAAUUUAAAAAACGUAAAAAGAGAAGAUAUUGAAAAUAAUUUAAUUUUUUUAGGUUUAUUAAUUUUAGAAAAUCAACUAAAAGAUGAUAGUGCAGAAAAUAUAUUAAUAUUAAAAAAUGCAGAAAUUAAUUGUAAAGUAGUAUCUGGAGAUAAUCUUUUAACAACUGUUAAAUGUGCUAAAGAUAGUAAUAUUUUAGAUUCUAAAGAUAAUAUUAUUAUACUGAAUUCGCUAAAAGAUGCUUUUUAUUUAAAUAAACCUAAUGAAAAAAUUGAUAUUGAUUUGUUAUUUAAUAGUAAGUAGAUUGAUUUUAAGUUAGGAAUUACUGGGACUGCACUUAAAGAUAUUUAAUAAAUGGAAGAUUAAUAAUUACUUAAAAAUAUUAUCGAGCAUACCUUUGUUUUUGCAAGAUGCAAACCAGAAUAGAAAACUGAAGUUAUUUAUUUGCAUUAAACAUUAUUUAAUUAAAAAGUUGGAAUGAUAGGUGACGGAGCUAAUGAUUGUUCUGCCAUCAAAUAAGCAGAUUUAGGUGUUUCUUUUUGUGAAGCAGAUGCAUCUUUUUCAGCACCUUUCGCUUAUUAGAAAACGUCUAUUGAUUGCAUUACUAUUAUUUUAGCAGAAGGUAGAUGCGUUUUAUCAAAUAUGAUUGAAUGUUAUAGAUAUCAUCUUACUAUUAAUGUUUAUAAAUACAUAGUGGCCCUUAUAUUAGUUUAUGAAUAUAGCAAUUAUACUAGUUUUUAAUUAAUAUAUAUAAAUUAUUGUAUUGCUAUUCCAUUAUUGUCGUUUUCUUCAUUAAAUAAACCCUUAAAAGAAUUAAGUAAAAUGAGACCUAAUUAUAAUUUAUUUAAUAAAGAAAGUGCUUUCCGAUUGAUAGGCUAGUUUAUAUUGGCAGCAUUUGGUUUUUAUGGAUGUUAUUUACAUUAUUUACAAUAAGAUUUUUAUUAGGAUAUAAAAUCAUUAAAAGAUGGAUAUAUGUAUAACGAAUAAAAUAUCGCAAUAAACAUUAUGUUUCUAGCGACUAAUGUUUAUUUUUUACUAGCAUCAAUUGACUUUUAUAUUUCUUUACCUUUUAAAUAAAGAAUUUAUAAAAAUCGGAUAUAUUUUACAUGGUUUGUACUAUUAUUAACAUUUUCAGUUUUAUAAUAUUUGCUUAUUGAUAUUUUAGGAUUUAAAGUUUUUAAAUUUGAUUAAGAUUUGUAUAAAAAGAAAAAAUUUUUAAUUGAAUAAUUAGUUAUUGUGCUUGUUUUUAAUAUUUUUAUUUUUGUCUAUUAAAAAAUCGUUAUUAAAUAUGUUAUUAGAAAUAAAACAUAGAAAAUAUGA